Molecule: messenger RNA, 5795 nt
Organism: Gambusia affinis (western mosquitofish)
Lineage: Eukaryota; Metazoa; Chordata; Actinopteri; Cyprinodontiformes; Poeciliidae
Gene: tead1a
Product: TEA domain family member 1a
Exons: 12
Coding region: 518-1804 (428 amino acids)
Biological process (GO): hippo signaling; embryonic organ development; regulation of transcription by RNA polymerase II
Cellular component (GO): transcription regulator complex
Molecular function (GO): DNA-binding transcription factor activity, RNA polymerase II-specific; RNA polymerase II cis-regulatory region sequence-specific DNA binding
Source: RefSeq, a predicted model, not a curated record
UUUUUUUUCCACCCAUCCUCCCAUCGCUCACUCACUCACUCCGUUUCAUCCAGGGUGACGCCAGUCCCUCUCACCCCGCCCCGUUCAACUCAGUCCGCUGCGUUCAUUUCAUUCCUGCUCCCAUUCCGCGCAUAUUUCGCAUCCUUGGAGAGACGCUGCGCAUUUUACGCACUCAGCGCGCCCCGAUCCUUCGUCAAGGCGAAGCCGAGGGCGGACUCCGGAGUUGGCCGAGAGCUUCCCGGUUCCGCGGCGGCUCCGAUCCGUUGGGAAAGUGUGGGAAUUAAAGGAGAAAAGCGGCGUUUGGAUCGAGGUUCUGAUGCUGGGUUCUGCUUCUGCACCGACUUUUUUUUCUCCCACUCCUGGCUGCCAUUAAGAGAUAUCUACACCGAGACAAUAAAAAGCCUUGAGCAUAGCUUUUUAAUUUUAAUCUUUACUAGUUAAUUUCCACUAUUUUUAUAUAUACAUAUAUAUUUUAAAUCAAAACACCACCAUCAGCUAAGCGCCGUUAGCUGCCAGUAUGGAGCGCAGCAGCUGGAGUGGCAGUGAGAGUCCCGGUGAGGACAUGGACAGACUCAGUGAUUCGGGAGGGGACAAGACAAUGGAUGGGGACCCUGAGGGGGUCUGGAGCCCAGACAUCGAGCAGAGCUUCCAGGAGGCCCUUGCUAUAUAUCCGCCCUGUGGGAGGAGGAAGAUUAUACUGUCAGAUGAAGGGAAGAUGUACGGGCGAAACGAGCUGAUAGCCAGAUAUAUCAAACUCCGAACAGGCAAGACGCGGACAAGGAAGCAGGUAUCCAGUCACAUCCAGGUCCUGGCCAGAAGAAAAUCCAGGGAAUUUCAGUCCAAACUAAAGGACCAGAAUGCCAAGGAGAAAGCUCUGCAAAGCAUCUCGUCCAUGUCCUCGGCUCAGAUCGUCUCUGCCACCGCCAUACACAGCAAGCUGCUGCCUGGAAUAGUGCGAGCCAGCUUCCCCGGCAACGCUCAGCUGUGGCAGGGGAUGAUUCCAGGAGGGCAGUCCAGCUCCACCACAGAAGACAUCAAGCCGUUCUCCCAGCAGGCCUACCCUGUGCAGACAGCAGGGACCACCACAAUCGCAGCCUACGAGCCUGCUGCUGCAGCCCAAAUACACAGAGAGCCUGCAUGGCAGGGGCGAUCCAUCGGCACCACCAAACUACGACUGGUGGAGUUUUCAUCUUUCUUAGAGACACAGAGGGAUCAGGAAGCCUACAACAAGCACCUGUUUGUGCACAUCAGCCAGAGCAACCCGAGCUACAGCGACCCGCUGCUGGAGUGUGUGGACAUCAGGCAAAUCUAUGACAAGUUCCCCGAGAAGAAGGGAGGUCUUAAGGAGCUUUUCAGCAAGGGCCCACAGAACGCAUUCUACCUGAUCAAGUUCUGGGCGGAUCUUAAUUACAGCGUGCAGGACGACUCUGCAGCCUUCUAUGGUGUGACCAGCCAGUAUGAGAGCUCAGAGAGCAUGACCAUCAGCUGCUCCACAAAGGUCUGCUCCUUCGGCAAGCAGGUGGUCGAGAAAGUGGAGACGGAGUAUGCCACGUUUGAAAACGGACGGUUUGUCUACAGAAUCAGUCGCUCUCCCAUGUGUGAAUACAUGAUCAACUUCAUCCACAAGCUGAAGCACCUGCCAGAGAAAUACAUGAUGAACAGCGUGCUGGAGAACUUCACAAUUCUGCUGGUGGUGAGCAACAAAGAAACUCGGGAAACCCUGCUGUGCAUGGCGUGUGUGUUUGAGGUGUCGAACAACGACCACGGAGCACAGCACCACAUCUAUCGACUUGUCAAGGAAUAACACACUCCACCUCGUUAAAAGAUGCACAUCUAUGGCCUUUGCUUGGUGAUUAUUCACGGUGACGCUGAAGGGAGGAAUAUAGACCCCUUAAAAAAACAAAAAACUACCAAAAUAUCAGUUCACCAAAAAAAAUAUAAAAUAAAAUAAAAUAAAAAAUGUAAUCAGUCAAGAAUAAAAAUGGCUACAUUGUCACUGCCACUUUAUAAGCUAGCCAUCAACGAAGGCAGUGACAGUGUAGCCAUGACACCCUGUGAGAAUCAACACGGUUGGUUUUUCCCAAGAACUCCCUGGGAUGAGGACCAGUCGUCAUCUCUCCCACUAAUUAAAUUUUCUGAGCACAUCAGAACUUUACGGCCGUGAACAUGGGAAUAUAAGUGGGAUUCGAGUUAAGAGCCUUUGGGAAAAGCUAGAGAAAGACGAAAGAAAGAAAGAAAGAAAAAAAGAAUUAAUUUUCGCCCCCUGGUGGAGAAAAAUCCCUCCUCAGCCAAGACGUACUGAAGGUCAGACCCUGUGUAUCAUCAAUAACCUGUUGGAGAAAAGGACAUUUCGGUAUAGUAGACUGUAGAUCUGGAUGUGUACAGAUAGACUCUGUGGGUUGUUGAGCUCUUGCACAAAUGAAGAGGUUUGUCCCAAAGAAAAAGUAUGAAGUUUUUACCUUUUUGUAUGUUUUCCUUAAAACACACACACACACGCACACACACAAAACAUUUUAAACUUUGGGAUCUUGUUUAUUGAUUGUAGCAUAUAGAUUAUAUUUCAAUUCCCUGAUUGUUAUCAAAAAUUUACAAAAGCAUAAUGGGGGAAAAAACAAGAAGAAAUUCAGGAAUCUUUUUGUGCAGCAGGUGACUCUUCAUCAAGCCCUUUAGAUUUUAAUCCAGGUCUAACUGAAUCCAGCACAGAAAGACCGAGACAAAGGAUUAUAGACGUGAUCCAACUCACCAAGAUCAUAGUUGAUCAUAUUGUUUGGAUUUCUUGGAAAAUCACUGUGAUUCUUUUUUUUCUUUUUACUACAUAAUUUGUCCAGCUGUUAGAUAGGCUUUAGUUUAACUCUCGUUUUAACAUAUGCUCCUUAUUUCAGUAUUUGUACCAGCAAAGUAGAGCCUUAAUGUCCAUACUGCCAAAACCUGAGAUACUUUUCCACACACAUUACAACUGAACUGACCACCCUGACUCGAAGCCUUAGAACCUCCUGUGUCAGGAUUAUAGAUCACACCCUUUCCCUCUUUCAUGAAUCCGAAACCAAAAAAAACGCUGAUGAUGAUGAUGAUGAUGAUGAUGAUGAUGAUGAUGAUGAUGAUGAUGAUGAUGGAGUAUACUGUAGCAGGUGUGGUCUGACAGCUCGUCUGCGUCAUGCUCAGCAGCGUGAAGUGCCUUUGGCUGGAGACGGCAGUAAACUUUUCUGUUCUGAUUCACUGAUGGUUCCAUGUUUUAGAGGAAGCUCUGUAGACGUAAAUAAACUGUAAGUUUGGACCUUAGCUUUUCUGGUGGCUGCACAGCCACCAGAAAAGCAAAUAUCUGAAGUCCGAUAUUUCUUUCUUUCUUUUCUUUUUUGUUGACAGUCAGCACUGGAUCCUCCUGGAUGAUCUGUUUAAUUUCACGACGAUACCAGUGGAAUAUAUUCUUAUUCUUUUGGUAUUUAAUGGCAGCGUUUGCUUGUAUUUGUCUUUGUGCUUCACAUGUGACUGCUUCAUGUAAGAAGAGCUAGCACACUCAAUCUCUAAUAGUCUGGUGCCUCAUUCGAAUGAAAUAUUUUUUAGGAGAAAAAUAGUUAAACAGAGACCAAUUUGAACAUGAAUCUUUAAUGUUGGAUUGUUUGUUCAGUUAUCUACAGUGGUCUAUUCAGGCAUUGGGACGGUGUGAUAACCUCUAGGGAAAGUACCAGUUUCACUAUAAUAAAUUUUAUUAUUAUUUUUAUUUAAAACUAAAGAGCAACAAUUAUUCCCUCUGCAGCUGGAAUACAAUAAUAUGCAGUGGAUCUCAAAUGUGUAAACAUCCCUAUUAAAAAAAAUUAUGAUGCAUAUUUUUAUAGCAAUUUCUGUAGAUAAUCUAACACCUAACCUUACAAUUCAACUGAAAAUAUAACUGAGCUGUUAACCUUGCUGCAUACGUUUGCACACCCUAAACUAACAUUGUUAGGGUGAAUUAAACUUCAGCAUUUGGAUUUCUUUGGUAGGAGUCCCACAUAAUGACUUAAGAAUAUCUGCCCACUCCACUGUGCAUAAGACUGAUUUAUCUUUUAACUCUAGCUGGCAUUUUCAUAUAGCAAAUGUUGAGCAUAACCUGAUGGGUUUCCAAAAACCCAAGUCCAAUCUGAAGACAACCAAUCCCUUAUCAUUUUAUUGCCAAUAUCAUGUUUCAUUAUAAUUCAUGUGUGAUUUGGUAAUUGUUAUUUUUGUGAUAAUGAGAAUGAUUUGUUUGAUCGUUCUCCUUUUAACUGGACUUGGACUACUUUGGAUUACAGAUCUUCUGUCCAGCAUCCUGUUUUGUAGUACAAACCUACAAAACAGGAUGGGCAUUAGCCCAAUACAGAUGAUUAUUUAUGUCUUGUAAUGCUUCUGUUUUCCCAUGUUGUAAUUGAAUUUUAUUGAAGGUAUGAGUCUCCUGACUCAUACCUUCAUACAAUGACAGAAUUGUGUUCAGUUGUAGGCUCUCCACAAACUACGGCUUUAGCUAAAGAAUAGAGAUGCCAGAAAAUCACAAAGUGAAGGGAGGCGUGAAGUUAAACACACUGAACACUGGAACUGAAUCAAAAAGGUCACCCAAGUCUGCAAAGCAUAAUUUUAUAACCAUUUGUUUUUGCAUUUUUCUCACAUCUUGUGCAGAAUAAACUUCAGGUUAGAUCUGGAAAAGGUUUUGAAAGGAUUUAUCAAUUCCUUUAACAUCUCAAAAUGCCUUGCGUUGCACUUUCGAAAACCCUUUUGACCAUUAGUGUGCAGCAACAAGUGGGAGAGGAGAAGUCAAAACUCACCGUUAUGCUUCACUCAUCAUCUGAUCACCUUCACUCUCUUUCUGGCAUCUUAUUAAAGAUUUAAAAUCUAGCAACUGUAUGAUGGAAAAUUUUGGCAUUUUUUUUAAAACUAACAAUUUAAAAUAUUUUUAUAUUUUUACGCAGGAAAACAACCCAUACCUGCUCAGGCCAGGGCACUUUCGAAGGUUUAAAGUCUAAAAGACAUCGUAGUUGGGCACAAACACUAAACUACAGCCAUUCUAAGUAUCAUAAAAAUGCCAGAUUCUUUAAACUGUGCAAAAAAUUUUGUUUGGAUCGGAAUGAAACUGUAGUUCAAAUUAAAACACGAGGAUCUCGAAAGAAAAGCUAAAAAGACAAUUAAAUAAAUAAUACAUCCAGUGGCAACAGAGUAAAUUAUGUCCCACCAAAAGGAAAAACCGCUCAGAGAACCAAAACCUUUUUAUACAGCAAAAAAUUAAAAAAUGUAGAAAUUCAAAAUAUUAAAUAAAGAUUUUAUGAACCAAAUUAUUUUAUAGGCUAUGGUAAAUAAAAAUGAAAUAAAAAUAAAAAAGGGCAUAAGGCAGAAAUCCCCAAUCCCCUGAUGAGCCAUUGCCAAAUUUGUCCAUAGCAGUAUAAGAUGGAGAUUUUUUAUUCAUGCUGCUUUGAAUAAAAGAAAGUAUGUCCAGAAGCACAGGAAACGUGGGCUUUAAUCUCCACUGUGCACUUAUAACAGACUUUAACUAUAAUUUAGCUAAAUUUUCUUUCACAAACAUCCUGCACGGAAAUAAUUAUAUACAUUUAAUAAAUUGUUUGCUUAUUUCAUAGGAACCAACUCCUAUUGUAGCUGCGUAUGAGCGUAUGAUUCUUCUGAUACCAUGAGUUAUCUCAGGUCAUGCAAGCAGUGAAAUUUUCUUGAGGUAUCUGAAUAGUUUCAGUGGAAGCUGCGUCAGUCACUCACAAGUGUUAAAGUUCCUCACAAACUUAGCAAAUGUGCUUUUUUUUUUUUUUUUUUUUUUUUUUUUUUUUACCAAUUUGAAAACAUUU